AUGAAAUUGAUUAUUGUGAUAUCUCUAUUAGUAUUAUUGAUAUCCUGUUAUUUACCAGAUUCUUAUGGGGAUCAAGGAAGAGAUUACCAGUUUAAAUAUACUGGUUAUGUAGCCCCCAGCUUGGAUUUAUUCUUGAGAGAGUACAAUGCUUUUGGUAAAUCUGCCAAUGAAUUUGAAUUGGAUCAAAAGUUAUUACUAUUGUUAGAUAAUCCGGAUUGUUGGUAUAACCAAAGAGGUAAAAAGGUGAUCCUUUUGUUCAACGAAACUAAUUUUCCAGAGGAAUAUGCAAUUCUACGUAGCUCUAGCAAGAUAUUUGGUCCAAAUAAUAAAUUGGAAAAUGACUUUUUAGUUUUGGAAGAAGAAGAAGAACGACAAAAUUAUAUGGGCUUUUACGAUCAGAUGGGAGAUACCUAUAAUUCAGAGAUAUCAGAAAAUACGAGCAUUUAUAAGAAAAUAAUGAGUGAUGAGGAAGAUAAAAACUCUUAUUUGGAUAGUUAUUCGGAAAAUAAAAUCCCAAUUAUUAAAGAUAUGAUGUCAGAGGAUUUAGAAAAGGAAAAAUAUAAGUCCAGGAUUAGAAGACUUAUAAAUAUGAAAGAAAACACCCUAAAAAGAAUAUACCAAACUUCUAUUGAAAUUAAAAAUUUGGAAAGUUCUUUUAUUAUGCAAUGUGAUUCCCCUGAGUGUAAUAUAUGUAAUGACUUCCAAUCACAUUUAAAUAGUAAGUAUAUCGAGUUAAACAAGUAUAAGCAUCGAUAUAAAAUGAUCAUAUCUUUAUUUAAAGAAUUUGUUGACCAUUCAAAUAAGUUUGAUUUUUACCAUAACUAUGACAAAAAUAACUCUGAAUGGCAAUUAAAUAGUGGAGUAAAUUAUACUCAAGCAUGGGAAGAUUUUAAUAAAAAAAGAGGAAGAAUUUAUAAAGUAAUAAAAAGACCAAAUUUUAAUAUAACAAAAGAUGACCAUAGAGUGGAUCAUGAGUCAAACUAUAAAGAACUAAAAAAAAUGUUAAGUGAAUCUGAAAAGGAAAUAGAUAUUCAAAUCAAAAAUAGUGAAAAGGAUAAAAUUCCAGGUAAUAAUGAACGAGCUGAAUCAAAUAUGACUGAUUGUACUAAAGAAAAGCUUGAAGAAUUAGUUAAUAAAAAUGAGAAGUUAUCACUUUUGAUUAGAAGUGUAAAGUUUUUUAUUGAGUCUUUAUUUGAAAGAUCAUGUCCCAAGUGUAAUAUCAAAUCAUUUAAUGGAUUCACUAAAUUCGGAGAUAUGCUUGAUACACAAAUACGUAUUCUAAAGUACUAUCAAUCUCAAAAAAUCAAGUUCGAAAAUGACAUCCAAUCUUGUAUUUACUUCCUAGAAAACAAAAAUAUUGAACUAGAUGAUCAUUCUCAAUCUAUUAAAAGACCUUAUGGUUACAAAUAUAGAUAUAUGCCUCCUAAUGAAUACAAUAGAAAGCUAAACAAAAUAUUUAAAAAGUAUGAGGAAUACGAAAAGAAUAAGGUAGAUCUUGAGAAAUUAAUUUAUGGUUCCACUAAAAAUUGGGAAGUACAUAAUAAAAAGUUAUUAUGUGAUGUUAAUAGCUUAGUUUUGAUGAGCGAAUUAUCCAAAGAAAUGAUAAGCAGAAUAAUUUCCAGUGAGAUUCAAAAGAGGGUAUAUUUAAGACGAAAAGAAUGUCAAACUUGUUCUUAUAAUGACUGCCAAAGAUGUUACGAGAAUUAUAAGAAACUUAAAAACUUGGAAAGUAACAUUAAUUCUCAGAAUAAACUUUAUAAGUCUAUUUUAGCUUAUUUAGAUCUAUGUGGUUUUGAGCAAAUUUUAAUUAGUUCUGAAUUCAAGGACUUGAACAAAAACAAUGAAAUUGAACUAGAGUAUUUUGGAAAGGAUGGUAGAUUAUGGUCAGUUGAGAAGUACUUAUCUGAGUCUUUUAUUAAUAGAGUAUUGGGAUUAGAUGGGCAGUUAUCACCUUUUCUUAGAGCAAAGGUUCUUGAAAGAAUUAAAUUCACAUUACAAGCAUUCAUUAAAGUUUUGGAGUUGUCUUACUCGAACAUUGACAGAAAAGAUUGUAGUUCAUGUAAAAAUAGGCAAUGUAAUGAUUGUUACUAUAAGUUUAAAAAAAUUAUUGAUAAUAAUACUCAGAUUAGAAAAUAUAACAAUCUUUUAAGAUUAGUAAACUUUGAGCUAAAUAAGUAUUUUGUUCAAAUAAGGAAAACAAAUGUUAAAAGAUUAACAAGGGGAAAUACGAAAGAAUGGAUUUUAAUUAAAGAUAACACUCUUAGAGAAUGGCUACCAAACCAACCAGAAUUGAUUUUGAAAUGUGAUAAGGAGAGCUACACAGAAGCAUUUACUUUUUAUAAAGAGAUUUCAUUCAAGAGAAAACAUCUACAAGAUAUGUCUGAGCAUAUAUAUAACUCUAUUAUAAAUAGCAACCUAAAAUUCUCUGAGUAUCAUUUUUCAAAGCAAGUUAAAGAAUGGGGAUCAAUAUGGAAAGAGAAAACCUAUUAUGAUGAGGUAUUUAGUAACAUUGAUAGAUAUCUAUCAUCAUGUGUAAAUAAAAAUCAGGAAUUUAAUAGCUCUUUUCAUGAUUAUUUAAACAGAAAAUCUGAGAUAAAAAAUUUAUACAAGAGUUUCCAGGAACAUAGUGAGAAUAUUAAUUGUUUGAUAGAGAAACUAAGGGAAAUUCAUAGCAAAGGUUACAUAGAAUGUUCCAGAGCUUUCCAGAUUGAUUGUUGUAGUAAUUUGACUUCUUCAGAAGAUAUUUAUCAAAGAUUAAAUUCUGAAUUUAAAACAUUCAAAAGAAUUAGAAAAAAGUUGAAUUCCUAUAUAUAUAAUGAACAAUUAAAUUAUUAUGAUUACAAUAAGGAGAUUUACGAAAAUUACCACAGAAAUGAAUUUAAAGAUCGCUUUUCAAAAUAUCUAAGUAUGAGACCUGAAAAAACAAGAAUUAAAAAAAGAAUAAAAGAGGAUAAAUUGGACAAAACUAUAUUUGAAUAUCAGGAUAUUACAAAGUCUCCAAUACCAGGAAUGAGUAAGUACUUACAUGGAAGUAAAUCUAGCACAGGUAAUGAAGAUCAAAAUACAUUUCAGCUAAAUCCAGAAUCAGAAUUUCAGUGUAGUAAGAUAGAAAUUUUAGUUUUACAAAAAAUAGCAUCACUACUGUCGAAAAAUCAAACUAGGUUGAAACUUUUAAUGGGUUUAAAUAGUAUAAGAUGUGAAAUAGAGGAAUGUUAUAACUGCAAAGUGAGAAGUAAAUUUCAUGACAAAAUAGAAAGAGAACUCAAUAUUUUAAAUAAAGUUUUGAAUACUGCAACUGAGCAGUUGAAUCAAUGUAUGUUGGACUCUAGCGAAAAUCUGAUAACUAAAGAAGAUAUUAUUGAGUUUCAAAGUACAUUAAUUCAGCUUUCAAAGAAAGAAAGCAGUUUUAACGUUGACUUGAAAAGUUAUAUAUAUAAAAUUAAAGAUUUUCAAUGCGAAAAGAAAGAAAUUGAAAAAAUUUUAGAUAUUAAACAGGAAAAAAGUAUUAAAAUAUAUUUUUGGAUAGAAGAAAUGUUAACGCAAAUACAGACUUCAAAUGAUGAAGAUGAGAAUAUCAACAAUAAUUAUACUAUUUGGACACAUCAAGUUAUUCAACUCUUAAAUUUCUCAAUGGUAUUAGAAGAGAGAUUACAAGAGUGUAUUAAUACAUUAAAUAUAUGUAUAGAUCAUUCUGAAGAGAAUGAUACUGAAUAA
Molecule: messenger RNA, 3714 nt
Organism: Cryptosporidium ubiquitum
Lineage: Eukaryota; Apicomplexa; Conoidasida; Eucoccidiorida; Cryptosporidiidae
Exons: 1
Coding region: 1-3714 (1237 amino acids)
Source: RefSeq, a predicted model, not a curated record